Messenger RNA from Rhineura floridana, 8966 nucleotides. RefSeq names its product protein phosphatase 1 regulatory subunit 12B (gene PPP1R12B). The transcript is spliced from 24 exons. The record is from RefSeq and is a predicted model, not a curated record. Bases 143 to 3070 code for a protein of 975 amino acids. Gene Ontology annotation, molecular function: phosphatase regulator activity; protein kinase binding; enzyme inhibitor activity. Gene Ontology annotation, biological process: signal transduction. Lineage: Eukaryota; Metazoa; Chordata; Lepidosauria; Squamata; Rhineuridae. Gene Ontology annotation, cellular component: A band; cytoplasm; Z disc.
CUCAGACCGAGGGGGGCGGGCGAGGGGAGUUGUAAAGAUGGCGGCAGGGCCAAUCCGCUCUCCGCCAGGCUGAGGCGUUCGGUGCGGUUCCUGGUGCUAAGAGGGACAGACGGUGCGGGCGGCCACUACCGGCGCUCCCACCAUGUCGGAGCCGGGGCACUUGGGGGUGAAGCGGGCCGAGUCGGCGAAGCUGCGGCGGGCAGAGCAGCUGAAGCGUUGGAAGGGCUCCUUGACCGAACUGGAGCCGGUGACUCCCGCCCACAGCCGGCACCGUGGCGGGCCUCGCGUUCGCUUCGAGGACGGCGCGGUCUUCCUGGCCGCCUGCUCCAGCGGGGACACCGAGGAGGUGAAGCGCUUGCUGGCCCGCGGAGCCCGCCUCAACACGGCCAACGUGGACGGGCUGACAGCGCUGCACCAGGCCUGUAUAGAUGAGAACCUGGACAUGGUAAAGUUUCUGGUAGAAUAUGGAGCCAGUGUAAAUCAACAAGAUAACGAGGGCUGGACCCCACUUCAUGCGGUUGCAUCUUGUGGCUAUCUGAACAUAGCAGAGUACUUGAUAAGUCAUGGGGCCAAUGUAGCUGCUGUGAACAGUGAAGGUGAAGUCCCAUCUGAUCUUGCAGAGGAAGCAGCCAUGAAGGACCUGCUCUUAGAACAAGUAAAGAAACAAGGGGCGGAUCUUGAUCAAGCUAGAAAAGCAGAAGAGCAGCAAAUGCUACAGGAUGCACGGCAGUGGCUAAACAGGAGGAGAAUUGAAGAGAGGAGGCAGCCCCGAACUGGUGCUACUGCUCUUCAUGUAGCUGCAGCUAAGGGGUACUCUGAGGCAAUGAGGCUUUUGAUCCAAGGUGGGUAUGAUGUGAAUGUCCAAGACAAUGAUGGCUGGACUCCACUCCAUGCUGCUGCCCACUGGGGAGUGAAGGAAGCUUGCUCUAUCUUGGCUGAAGCACUAUGUGACAUGGACAUCAGGAACAAGCUGGGUCAGACACCUUUUGAUGUCGCUGAUGAGGGAUUGGUUGAACAUUUAGAGAUGCUGCAGAAGAAACAGAAUAUGCUGCGUAGUGAAGAGACUAGAAACAAGCUAAUUGAAGCUGAUAUGAAUGGAAAACUUCGAAGUGGACUCUUCAAAAACAAAGAGAAGAUUCUUUAUGAGGCUAACACUCUGAAAUCCCUAGAAAGGGAAGAGGAAAACAAAGAGUCCAGUAGUUCCAGCUCUGAGGAGGAGGAAGAAGAAGCUGAGGAAGAUGAAGCUUCAGAGUCAGAUACUGAAAAAGAGGCAGAGAGAAAGGAAGAGUCUAUUAAUAACCAUUCCAAUCAUGAACCCAGAGCUCUAAUCACAGAACAAGUGCCACCACCAGAGCAUAACUCUUUCUCUAUGGCUCCUGCCAGAAAAUUUACUCCUUUUACCAACAAGUCUGAAGAGCAAAAGGAUGAAUCUCCCUCAUCAUGGAGGCUAAGUCUGAGGAAAACUAGCAGCCAAAACACACUUAGUGAAGGUGGUGUUCCUCGUGACAUGCUAAGAGAGAAGGAUGGUUCCAUCUAUCGUUCUUCUUCAACCCCUCGGAUUUCUGCAUUAUUAGACAACAAAGAGAAGCAGGACAAGGACAACAAACUCUAUUUUGCUUCAAUAGCCCCUCGAAGGUUAAACAGUACGGGUGACAUAGAAGAAAAGGAAAACCGAGAAUCUGCUGUUAACUUGGUACGGAGUGGUUCUUAUACCCGGCAACAGUGGAGGGAUGAACCAAAGGGAAAUGAAGCCCCUGCAACUGGUGCACUUCCCACUUACGUAUCUACUUACAUGAAAAGAGCCCCUUACAGGCAACAAACUGAUUCUACAGUAGAGAAGAGCUCAGAGGGCAUCUCUUCUAGCAUUCCGUUGAGUGUCAUAACAAAUCUCACUGUACCCACUAGUGCCAAUGGUGUUACAACUGCCAAUUUUAACUCAGUGACUGGAACAGAGUCCUCUGCUGGUGAUGCUAGGGAUCGGAGAAGGUCAUAUCUGACUCCUGUCCGGGAUGAAGAAGCAGAGUCUCUAAGAAAGGCACGAUCCAGGCAAGCUCGCCAGACUCGUAGAUCUACACAGGGAGUAACACUUACAGAUCUUCAGGAGGCAGAGAGAACUUUUAGCCGAUCUCGGGCAGAGCAGCAGGAACAGCCAAGUGAAAAAUCUGAAAAAAUUGAAGCAACUGAGGAAGGCAGUGAGAGGCAGGAACAGACUGCAACAAGGGAACCCGGGGAGACCCGCUCACGGUGGAACAGAAACUUAGAUGAAGAGUCUGUUGGUCGACGAUUGAGGUGUUCAGCACAACAAGACAAACCCACAAGCCCCAUCACUCCUUCAUUAGCUCCUUAUCUUUAUUCAAGUUCUCACCUCCCCAGGACAAGUAGAUCCGCAUCUUCUGACUCUGUAAACCCAGCAGACUUCCAAAGCACAUCUGCUACUGACAUGGAGAAAAAUGAAUAUGAAGAUCAGGAUUUGGAUGACAGAACUUCAAGCAAGCAGUCAGUCAGAGACAGAAGACGACCAAAAGAGAGACGAAGAGGCACAGGGAUCUCUUUCUUUACCAAGGAUGAUGAGGAGAUGGAUGGUACUGAAGAAGUAAAGGAGGACAGGCAUGAGAGGCUUUCCAGGUUGGACACAACAAGCUCAAGCACUGGCACCAGUGAUGCCUACAGUGACCGGCCCUCAGGUCGCAGCAGCGCCUACACCAGAAGAGAGAAUCGUCUGGCUGCUCUCAGCAGCAGAACAGAGGAAGACAGUAGCAAAGAUUAUAAAAAACUGUAUGAGAGUGCCCUGUCUGAAAAUCAGAAGUUGAAAUCAAAAUUGCAAGAUGCUCAGUUGGAACUCGCCGAUAUCAAGAUGAAAAUGGACAAAAUAGCCCAGCAGAAGCAGGAAAAAACUUCUGAUCGUUCGAGUAUGCUAGAAAUGGAAAAAAGGGAGAAACGAGCACUUGAGCGGAAGCUCUCUGAAAUGGAGGAGGAAAUGAAGGUUUUGACAGAGCUGAAGUCAGACAAUCAACGGCUGAAAGAUGAAAAUGGAGCACUCAUCCGUGUCAUCAGUAAACUCUCAAAGUAAUAUAUUGAACAUAGGAUGGUCCUAAAGGGGAGAUUUCUGUGCACAUGCUGCCAACCCUGUUUCUGAUCUUCCAGUUGAAAGAACAGCUGGUAUUUCAGACAUGGAUCAGCUAGCCACACUCUUCACUGUUCUUUGCACCUUGCUAGGCAUUCCCUUAUUGCACAGUACUUAUCCUUCCUCAAAACACAGCAUGCCUUGCCAUGUUUUAUUAUUUUUGGAAUGUUGAAGUAACUCAUUUAGGAGACAAAGACUGGGUUGGCACUAUCUGAGCUGCCGAAAUGAUCUGCUGUCAGCUCCAUAUCUGUCCACCGUAAUCUGAGAAGAAUCUACUGUAAUAAGCGAUAUAGAAGUGACUAGUAUUGACCCAACGUGUCUUAAGAUACUGUCUUGGAGUAGGAAUAGUGAGUGAAACUAGGAAUUGUCACUGAGGACUUAUCAAUCUCCAUUCUGGAAUCUGGGAGUCUGCGGUGCUGGUGAAAGCCACUACGAUUAUUUCUCUGGGAGUCUGAAAGUGGUUACUCAGCUUGGAGAUUUGUGUUCUCCGUAUAUCUCAGUAGCUGACUGAUUUAUUUAAUGUAAGAUUUAAAAUAAUUUAAUUUGGGGAUCCAAUCAGUGGUUCCCCUCUUUGUUUUGCUUCAUCUUUUGCAUCCCCCUCCCACGAUGGUUCUUGCUGUUCUUUUCUAUGGUUGCCUUUUCCAGUACUGUUUAGUGAUACCAUGGUCUUAUAGCCUCUGUUUUCUUUGGGUAACACUUUGUGCAUUUUAUCUUUUGAGACUUUUAGUAGAAGUACAGCUAACCAGCAAAUAUUGCUUAUUGAAUUCCCAGUUGUAUGAAAUCCACACCGAAAGUACCCAUGUAUGGCUCAUUUUCCUUGAAGUGAUAACACUGCAUGAAAAACAUGGUGAAGUAAUUGGGCAAACUAGUCAUAUUUAUGGUAAUUUUCCAACAGAUGCACAUUCAGUUGAAGAUGUGAGUGUUCUCAGUUUUAAAAGCAGAAGAAGACUGAGGGAUGAUGGAUAGAGGUGCUUAACCCUUUGGAAAAUGAUGACCCUCAGUCUUGAUGGAAAAUCUUGUAAUGUUUGAGAAUUUUGAUACUGUGAUAGUUUGCACAUUUGUAAAAUAUGAAUUUACAUCAACUGCAGGAUAUGCAUUAGUCAGAAAUAGUUUCUGUGCAUACUAGAAAUGAAUGAAUUCAUUUUUAUGGAUUCUCAGAAUGUAACUAAUUUACACACACUGUUCUUCUGGGUACUACAAAGAACCAGACUUCACAUGCAGAACUUAUUAACAAGGUUUCCUGUCAAUAAUAUGAUGACAUGCCAGUGGACUUGCUCUUUUAAUUAUCACCAUUGUGUAAAAAAGAACCUUUGGGAGCUGAGAAUAACCACACAUAAAUACAUGCAGGUGAGCAGUGGCAAUACAGCCAUUUCUUUCAGCAUCGCUUAGUGGGGCAAAGUGAAUGAUCUGCAUUUGAUCUACUAUGGAUCACCUCUGAGACAAAGACACAGGUGGUUUUAAUCAUUUUGUCUUUUUUUCCUUAUGCAAGGAUGGAAUCUAAAGUUCCACAAACACUCCCGCUCACUCAACAGAACUUCACCAUCCUCUCUUCCCCCCGUACAGCCUUAAAAUCUGUUUCAGAGGGUCCCCAACUCUGGAGGAUAUUUUGAAGGCAUGUGGGGAGGGGGGCUUCAGGAAGGAGGAGAGGAAGGUGAACUCCAGUUGCACAAACAGAAGUCUGUCUCACUCACACAACACAACCCCAUAUGUUUGGAUUCCCCAUCUGAGUAGAACUAUGGGAAUUCUGUUAAAAGACAGUAGUCCCCAUCUUUGUGCAGAAGCACCUCAAUAGGCUAAUCCAAAGUUCUUAGAGUCUACUAUGAUGAAGAUAGCUUGCCCCUUUGAAAGAAAAUUAAAGUUAAACCCUGAAGUCUUAGCAAACUAUUUGAAAAAAAGCCAUUCUGUUUCAUUUUUAGAACAGCAGAUAAUCAGGAUUCUGGAUGGGUCAGAUAAUUAUUUGAUAAAAUUUCAUGUACUUUACUGAUAUUAUCCACUGUUAUUUUAAAAUCCAUUUUUACACACACAUACAUUACUUUACUGCCCGCAUUGUUUCAGAACUAGAUAGGCUGAGGGUGGGGGGAUGGGGCAUGCUUUCUUUUGGCCAUAACAUGUGCUGAUCUCUGUGAGUGAUACUUUUCAACACAGGCAUGCUAACAUGCCAAUCUGGCUAAUUUUACAUGGGUGAGGAAUAUUCAGCUGAUUUUUUUUCAUACUCUGUCAUGAAUGAUCACUUAACAGCACAGAAGAAGCAGACAUGUCGUGCUUGUAAUCCAUUCUAUAGUGAUUCCUGGAUUCUACUGCUGCUAGUUCUCACUUGAGAUACAGUAGGUAAUUAAAUCACACCGUUUUAAAGUGUGUGCCUUUAAAGACAAACACUAUGAUAGCUGAUAACAGCAGGGGUGGCUAGCCUGUGGCCCUCCAGAUGUUGGAGGACCCAAACUCUGAAUCAGCCCCAACCAACAUGGCCAAUAGUCAGGGAUGAUGAGAGUUGAAGUCUAGCUGCAGCUGGAAGGCCACAGGUUAGCCACCCAUGUGAUACAGCAUGAACAAUGAUUGACACAAGUCAAGACUUUUUAAAGUUAGGAUUUGAUAUAUAAACCUGAAUUCUGUCGAACCUGAAAAUUAUGUGAACAAAUUGAUCCUGUUGACAAGCCAAAACACUGACUAUAACAUAUGUGGUACUAAAAAUAGCUGAAUUAGAUUAUUCCAUGGAGGUCACCAAGAUCAGUACUGGCUUCUGACCAUCAUGCACCUUGACAUUCUGGGUCUCAUGACAUGUACUCUGAUAGGUAACAGUUUUUCUUAUUUUGUCUUUGUUAAUAACAUCUUAAGGCUUCUCUAAACCAAUCACUUGAGAACCCAUUUUUAUUCCAACACUAAAGCCAACAUUAACCUGGUCUGGACAAUAAUCUCAUUUUAAUAAACUAAGGUACAAAUGAACUGUCUGCCCGCACACACAGCUCUUUUGUUCAAGUUGUGAUUAAACCAAGAAAUCUCUAACAACUUUGGAACGAGGCUGGAUCUUAAAUCUUGGUUUGAAACUAGUUUUAAGAUACUGGCUUGUUCCAAAGCUGGUAGCCAUAGUUUUCUAAUCUGGAAAACUCUGGUAAAUUAGAGACCUUAGUUUAAUCAUACCUCACACAAAUGGAGAUGCAAAAGUGGCUGUGUACAGGAGCAAAAUCAUAUCUUGAUUUAUUAAGCUAAGAGUUGAUUGUUCAAACAGAAUUAUUUUAAUUUUAACCAAUAAACUCCUGAACAAUUCAGGAAAAUAUGCCUGUUUUAAAGAAAAUACGGAGAGAAGAUAUUGCUACUACUGAAAUAUGAUUGCUUUAUAUUGCUAUGUUUUUAGUAUUCUGAUGGAUUUUAUAUAAUGUUAAUUAUAAUUGUGAAGUCUGCUAGAACAUUCUCUACAAAAGUACAAAUUAUGUGGGGAAAACAUUUUAACUGAAAGGGUUUUCUUGAAAAUCUGCCUUGCUACUUUCUUACUCCCAGAAGCUUUUUCAGCUGAAUGAACUUCAUUAAGAUGUGUUUGCAUGUGUAAAGUCUUAUAAAUUCAUUCCUCAUCUGUGUUGACAUUUCUGUGCAACUUUUCUGAUAUAAGAAGCAUAGCCUAGAGUAAGAAAGAAAUGGGUUUCAUUGCUCGCAAACUGUGAACACAAGGUUUUCAUGGGGUGCAGUUGGCCAGAGCAAAGUUUCAGAUGAAACUAGAGGCAUGCAAAAAGGACUACGUUGAGGGAAACAAAUGCAAAUACAGAAGUAGUAUUGACAGCUGACAUUUUGUGGUUGAUUGCCUUACGUUAAGAGGAGCUCUGUUGUAUUACUAAAAUACAAUAUGGAUAAUACGGACAGCUAUCGUAUGCAAAGAACUCUGAAACAGUGAAUGGAAAUGGAAAUUCAAGUGUGGGUAGAGGUAGAGCUGCAAGAGCAAAUGUAUUUGAUUUGUCUGUCUUUAGUGACAGUUGAUGAUGUAGCAUCUGCUCUCUGCCCAUGUUGAUUUACAUUUAACUGAGGGAAUUAAUGGAUGUCUCUAGAGGUCUGGCCAGAUAUAUUUCAACCAGACAUCUUCAGUAUGGCAGGGUUUAUGAGUGCACUGCAUUCCAUCAAAUCAGCUAAUUUUAGAUUUGUUAGUGGUUUCUAGUCCACAGAUAUAUAAUUAUUAUUGGAAGCCAGCCUAUAGAAAUCUGAUAACAAAGCAAGUAAUGCCAUCAGACUUACUUCUUUUAAGGGCUGUAGAUAUAUACAAUCUGUGAUUGUUCAUUUGUAGGUCCUAUUCUCAGUGAGUAACCUGGAAUGAUAAGACUAGCUAUGAAGGUCAAUUGAUCAAAUCAUUGGACAUAAAUCAUAUGCAAGUCCCUGACUGUGCUUGGGUAUACAGGAGACUUAACAUUUACUGUUCAUUAGGUGAAGAUCAGAUCUGUUUCCAGGCUGGUGAGCUUAAUGUGUAAAUGUAGGUGGAAGAGAGUGAAAUGUAGUUCUUUCCUCCACCUAUAUCUGAAGCAUUUUGAUUGAACAUUUUCCCCUCCCCUGCCAACUCUGCCAUUAGCAGGUAGCCAAGGCUUGGGAUUUACUGGCAAUGAAUAGAAAUCACAGUUGAAAUCAAAAUAUACCUAAGAGAUUAUUUCUACUGCAUCAUGUUUGUUUACCCCCAUAACCACUAGUAUUCUUUCAGAAUUGGAGACUUUUUUGUGAGAAGGGCCUUAGUUAAUUUCAAAUUCCCACUUGAUUUCAAAUGCACAUGCCCCUUAACAAACAUGUCUCCAGUAGUUUUGUAUGAAUUUUAUCUGUAUCUGAAAGUGAUGUAGUUUUUGUAGGACUCCUUGCAAGUGGGUUAAAUGGUAGAAGUCUGCCUUCCUCACUGAGAAUGUAAUUUGUCCUUUGCACUCACGCUGAUGCACCUUUUUAUAAAGCAGUUCUGUAUUUGUGCUUUAGGUUUGGUGUAGGUUCCUUUUUGCCAUACUUUCAUCUUGACUUUUCCUACUUUUCUUCACUGCUGCCAUAUUAGCUCCCCUGAUGCACAAGGCACGUGAAGUCCUGCAUUUUUGGAUGUGAUCCUUCAGACACGUUAAGGAUGUGAAGAAAGAGAACCUCUUACAAAAGGCAAUUAUAAGUUUGUUUCAAGCUUGCAAAAUCCCCAGAGUUUUUUCCUUUAGAGACUUACGUUUGGAUCACAUUCACCAUGUUUGAAAUCUUUUUGCAUGAUUCUCCUAGAGGCAGCAUAUUCCAAGGGCUUUUUACCAAGAAUAACAUCUGAGCAGCUCACAGGUAAAAUUAACCCACCUCCCAGGGGCAGUUCUUUUCUUCCUUUCCCCAACAACUGUUCUCUGUUUUCCUGGGGCAGAUCAGACCCUUGAGUGUUCUAAGGGUGUUCAAGGUGUUCUCAAUAAAUACUCUUGAGUAACAGCACAAGCCAAGUUGUUUCCACAGGGCCUGUUGUGCAUCUCCCCGCCCCUCUCUUGAUCCCCUUCAGCUCAUUUUGUUGAGGAAUCUAGUAACAAGUUCUCUCUGCAAAUGCUAACUCCUGGAAAAGAAAGAGUGGUGUUCUGCGCUUGGCUCACUACCUUCCCAAGCAGCAAGUAUUCUGUACUUACCUGUUUUAAGGAGAGUUUUACAGAUUUUUGUAAAUACACUACUUGGAGAAAAGACUAGCCUGAGAGUGAUGGGAAAGAAUGUAUUUUUAUGCAACUUUUUGAGUGGCCUUUCAAACUCUGAGAUGAAUGGUUUUUGUUUUCCUGAUUGUUAUAUAGUAUUCUAAGUAUAUGUUUGAAAGUUUGAGGAUAAUAUUCACGUUUAUAAUGCUUGUAAACACAACAGUAUUUAUAAAUGAAUAAAAUAAGUGCUUUAA